AUGGAUCAAUUUUUUGUUACAUCUUCUAAUCCUUCGUUACGUCAAAUCAGUAAAAUUCAACGAGCAUAUCAAAUUGUAUUGAUUACUAGCAUUAUCUGGUCUCUUCAAUCGCUUAUUGCUUAUUUUAAUGUGGCUAUUUCACCAAUUACUGGUGCAUGUGUUCCCAAUAGUCCUGGAUCUUCUCUUUAUGCUGCAUUAUUUUUCAAUUUUAUUAUUAGUGUAAUUUCAAUAACAAUACCAAUGAUAUUUGGAUAUUUAAAUUAUCGUAAUAUUCAUCAAACAACAGUUCUUGCUGAACAACAAGCUGAUCGACAAGUGGUAAAAAUGGUUCUUCUACAAAUUAUACUAAUUAUCAUUUCUAAUACUUCUCUUGGUGGACUCAAUACAUAUGGAUUGAUUACAACUGGAGUUAUUAAAAGUCAAGAACAACAAUUACAAGAAUAUUGUGCCUUAUUACUCAUCAAUCUUAUAGUAUCGAUAUAUUUUGCGGCAGGUUUGAUACAUCUUUGA
Molecule: messenger RNA, 510 nt
Organism: Rotaria sp. Silwood2
Lineage: Eukaryota; Metazoa; Rotifera; Eurotatoria; Philodinida; Philodinidae
Source: the annotation of a GenBank genome assembly